Dermacentor andersoni is the source of this 1946-nucleotide messenger RNA. RefSeq lists its product as uncharacterized. The record is from RefSeq and is a predicted model, not a curated record. Lineage: Eukaryota; Metazoa; Arthropoda; Arachnida; Ixodida; Ixodidae.
GACUAGCGAGCUGCAGUGUACAUUCGAUUGCGGUCAGCAAUGCGCCGUGGCAUUACUUUCUCGUGCUGGGCGGCAGUUUCGCGUCUACGACCUCGAGCGGAGCGGCGUACUUGUGAAGUGCGGCAGCCGCAUAGGAGGCGGAGAGCCUGCGUGCCUUAGCGACACCACGUCUGCGCUGUCGACGAAUGGCUAACGGGUCGCCAGGAAGCGCAAAGUACAUUUGAUGCCACUUCCUCCUUGCCAUCGGUGUUUCUUUCGCCCAAUAGCUUGCACGUAUUGUCACGCAAUGCUUGGGACACGGCUGUGGCUAUAGGUUUUUGAGCAACCCGCGGAGGAAUAGAUGUACUGCUUACGAUAACUCCGACAUGAGGUGCCACCCGUGCGGUCUCUUUCUCCUUGUGCUCUUCUCACUUCGUGGAUCCUGUCUCGCGGUGAUCAUCCGACGGCUGAGCGUACCUCGCUGGGUGCGUAACGGCACCGAGACACCCGCGGUGCUGGACUGCGAGUACGUGUACAACGAAAAUGACCUCAAGCUGGUGGUCAAGUGGUUCUUCAACGACGGGCCCGAGCCAGUGUAUCAGUGGAUACCGGAGAUGAGGGUCCGCGAGGCGUUCGGAGUGCUUCAGGGACGCCUGGACGACACGUUUUCAGUGAACUCACGCGACGCCUACUCGCAGUACCGUGCCAUCCGCAUUCUGAGGCCCACCUGGGAGCUCAGUGGCAAGUACACGUGCGUCGUCGCGUCACUCGCGGGCCAAGACGCGCGGCACCAAGACAUGACAGUCUUCGUUCCGGCGAAAUCGUUUUCUUUCAACUACAGCAAUUCACUGCAGCUUGCAGACCAAAAUCCGCGACUGCGAUCUCAAGAACCUUCCGUGCGGUUGUUGUGUGCGGCUCGGGGCAUGUACCCCAAGCCGGAGCUGAAGCUGUUCCUCAUAAAAGGCGGCCGGCGGAGACCCGUGGGAGAAGCCGGUGUGCGAACCUUUACUAGAGCCACGGCGGAAGGGCUCUUCGAAGUGGUUCUACACGCCGACAUGGCAGAGAGCCAGCUGUCCUCGCUGGCCGACCUGUUCGAGUGUGUGCUGGAGAUUCCAUACAGCAACUACGCACAGACGCGGAGGUUAAGCCUCGCGCAAGAACUGACCUGGGGAGCUUACGGCAGCAAUACUCACACGGACCUGUCAUUUUCCGGAGACGUGACACGAGACGGAGCAAAGCACACGAGGGCAUCUCUGAUAUUACAAGGAUCUGCGGGCUUCGUAGUUGACAAUACUGUUAGUAGCAAGCUGUGGUUGUGGGUAAUGCGUUGUGAAAUGAGCGGAAUGAACUGCGAAAAAUGACACGCAAUCGUUUUGUCUAAAACAGAAAACUCGAUGGUUAACUAGCUGAGUGCCAACGCUGCAUGUCACUUGCCGUGCUACUUUCCUCAGUCGGCAUCAUCAUCCAUGAGAGGUCGCUCCCACGCGUAUUUUGACACUUUUACAUAGAGGAAAUAAGGUCUACGCAGUGAAGCUGCAGGGCUCCAUCAAAUGUUCAUAUUUGAACUUCGGAGACAUACCGACAUAUUUCGUUUACCUUUUUGAGAAUCCUAACUCAUUUCGGAUUGCAAUAUCCUGCGCCCUGUAUAUCAGCUGAAUGUCUCGCACAAUAAAUCAAGUGGAAGCAACCCGUAGAAAGACUUACUUCGGAGCCUAUACUCAACUUUUUUUUUCAUGUGUACAGAAUUCUAAUAUUUGAACAAUGUAGGCGGCCUUUAGCACCAGGAACCUUCCAGACAACAAAAUGAUUCUGCAGAUCCUCUGUUGUGUGAUUAACGAAUUAUUUAAGUAUAAAAAACCGAGAAAUCAGUAAUAAUACUGCUUGGCCCUGUGAGAUUAUAUCAUUGCAUCAUUGUGCACUUCAAGACCUGAGCACCACGUUCAUCGCAAUAAAGUGUUACGAAUGAA